AUGGACCACGCUGCGAGGGCAGCAUUCAAGGGAGCGAAGAAAUGCUUCGGCCACCUUGUCCAAGGUCUGGAGAAUGUCAGCUGGGGAGAGUUGCCUAACCACACCAAGAACCACAUCGGAAAGGAUCCGGGAAUGACAAGUCUUCAAGUCAUUCUUGUUGUCGUGGCAUUGACGCCAGGCGUUGUCGCUACGCCUCUGCUAUACACGUUGGGGUUUAGCGGGUUGGGUCCGUUGGCGGGUUCGGCGGCAGCCGCUUUCCAGUCCACCUUCGGCACGAUAGCCGGAUUCAGCACUCUUCAAAGUGCGGCUAUGGCUGGCUAUGGUGCACCAGUCGCGAAUGCAGCCAUAUCCGGCAUGACAGCAGGCUCGGCGCUCUUUGCCGAGCUGCUCGAGAAGCGCACGGUAGGAUAA
Messenger RNA from Baudoinia panamericana UAMH 10762, 411 nucleotides. RefSeq lists its product as uncharacterized. The record is from RefSeq and is a predicted model, not a curated record. The transcript has 2 exons. NCBI's taxonomy places the organism in Eukaryota, Fungi, Ascomycota, Dothideomycetes, Mycosphaerellales, Teratosphaeriaceae. Bases 1 to 411 code for a protein of 136 amino acids.